CGAAAACCCGCCCGAUUCUGGUUAUUCUUCUGCCUCCAUUUAGAAGCCGCCUCCCUCUCCUUCACUCCAAUUUUUUUCCUGGCUCGCAACUCUCAUUUCCAGCUUCAUUCUUCGUCGACCAACAUUGCUUAUCGUUCUUCAAGCUGAGAACUUCUCCGCCGGACCCCUGGUCGUUGACUCGCUCGGGGAAGCACCAGAAGACAACAACAACGAGGGAGUCGAGCGGCAUCACUGAACCCUAGAGGUUGUUGAAUUUGGGGAAGAGAGAGUUUAGGGGAGAGGAUGGUGAGGAAGAGAGAUCAUGAAGUGGAAGAAGGUUCCGUUAAAAGACAGAGAGUGGAAGAAGGUCCGUCUUCUCCUGUAGAUACUGACAACCCUCUAGUCCCGUACAAUGAUGUGGACGAGGAGGAGGAGAAUGAAGCGAGGGAGCAGAACAAUGGCGGUAGGGGUGGAGAAGAGGGAGCUGUUGUUGAUGAUGAUGACGACGAUGAUGAUUAUAAUGAACAAGAGGCGAGCAUUCAGAGGCGGAGGAAGCUACUGGAGCCUCGUGAGGACUGUCCUUAUCUUGACACAGUGAAUCGCCAGGUGCUGGAUUUCGAUUUCGAGAAGUUUUGUUCCGUCUCUUUGUCGAAUCUGAAUGUUUAUGCGUGCUUGGUUUGUGGGAAGUAUUACCAAGGAAGAGGGAAGAAAUCCCAUGCGUAUACUCAUAGUCUUGAAGCAGGGCACCAUGUGUAUAUCAAUCUAGAGACCGAGAAAGUGUACUGUCUUCCUGAUGGAUACGAAAUCAUUGACCCGUCUUUAGAUGACAUACGGCAUGUGCUGAAUCCGAGGUUUACCAGGGAGCAGGUUGCACAGCUGGACAAAAACAGACUGUGGUCUAGGGCGCUUGAUGGGUCUGAUUACCUUCCUGGAAUGGUGGGCCUCAAUAACAUCCAGGGAACUGAUUUCGUGAAUGUUACAAUCCAGUCUCUGAUGAGGGUAACACCUUUGAGAAAUUUCUUCCUCAUUCCUGAGAAUUAUCAGCACAAUCGGUCCUCUCUUGUUCAGCGUUUUGGGGAGCUAACAAGGAAGAUAUGGCACGCUAGAAACUUUAAGGGACAGGUGAGCCCUCAUGAGUUUCUUCAAGCAGUUAUGAAAGCCAGCAAGAAAAGGUUUCGCAUAGGCCAACAGUCUGACCCUCUUGAGUUCAUGGCUUGGCUUCUCAAUACGCUUCACGCAGAACUUAAGACCUCCAAGAAGAAUAAUAGCAUAAUUUAUGACUGCUUUCAGGGAGAGUUGGAGGUUAUCAAAGAGAUUCCUAAGAAAGCUAUCACUGAAAAGAAAGAAAAUGUUGGUGACAAGAGUGAGAAAACUACUGAUGGUGAGACAGAACGUGGUGAUCCUCUGAUGGAGAAGUCCAGAAUGCCAUUCUUGAUGCUCGGACUGGAUUUGCCACCUCCUCCUUUGUUUAAGGAUGUGAUGGAGAAAAACAUUAUUCCACAGGUUCCUUUGUUCAACAUACUGAAGAAAUUCGAUGGAGAGACUAUCACCGAAGUAGUCCGGCCUCAUAUUGCCCGGAUGAAAUAUCGAGUGACCAGAUUGCCCCGAUACAUAAUCCUUCACAUGCAACGGUUUAAGAAGAACAACUUCUUCAUUGAGAAGAACCCAACAAUAGUCAACUUUCCCGUGAAGAACUUGGAACUUAAAGAUUACAUUCCUCUGCCAACGCCCAAGGAGAACGAGAAAUUGCGGUCGAAGUACGACUUGAUAGCCAACAUUGUCCAUGAUGGCAAACCGAAAGAGGGUGUGUACAGAGUGUUUGUGCAACGGAAGUCCGAAGAGCUAUGGUACGAGAUGCAGGAUCUGCACGUCUCAGAAACACUCCCUCAGAUGGUUGCACUCUCGGAGACGUAUCUCCAGAUAUACGAGCAGCAUCAGUAAUCCUUCACGAAUCGGCUAGCUGAGCCUCUCCGCCGUCUGCUGGCCGGUGACUCGCUCAGCGAAGCACAAGUGAAAGCAGAGGAGAAGAAGAAAGACAACAAGGACUCGAGAGCGGUAUCAGCAUUGAAAUUGGAGAAGAGAGCGAGUGAGUUUGGAGAGAUGGUGGUGAUGAAGACAUUGAAGAGUGAAGAACUUGAUAGGAUAAUGCUGGAUGAACAAGGUUCCAUUAAGAGACAGAAAGUGGAGGGAGCUGUUCAUGUUGUUGAUGAUGAUCAACAAGGGUCUAGCCUUCAAAGGCGGAGGAGGCAACUGCAGCCUCGUGGAGACUGCCCGUAUCUCGAUACCGUGAAUCGCCAGGUGCUGGAUUUCGAUUUUGAGAAGAAAUGCUCGGUCUCUUUGGAAAAAUUGGAUGUUUAUGCAUGUCUGGUGUGUGGGAAGUAUUACCAAGGAAGAAGGAAGAAUACCCAUGCUUAUACUCAUAGUCUUGAAGCAGAUCACCACGUCUAUAUCAAUCUACAGAAUGAGAAAGUAUACUGUCUUCCUGAUGGAUAUGAAAUCCUUGAUCCAUCUUUGGAUGACAUACGCCAUAUUCUGAAUCCGAGGUUUACAGUGGAACAAGUUGCACAGCUGGACAAAAACAGACAAUGGUCUAGGGCGCUCGAUGGAUCCGAUUACCUUCCGGGAAUGGUGGGCCUCAAUAAGCUUCAAGGAACUGAUUUCAUGAAUGUUACCAUUCAGUCUCUAAUGAGGGUAACACCUUUCAGAAAUUUCUUCCUCAUUCCUGAAAAUUAUCAGCACUGUCAGUCCUCUCUUGUUCAAUGCUUUGGGGAGCUAACACGGAAGAUAUGGCAUGCACGAAACUUCAAGGGACAGGUGAGCCCUCAUGAGUUUCUUCAAGCAGUUACGGAAGUCAGCAAGAAAAGGUUUUGCAUAGGCCAACAGUCUGACCCUCUGGAGUUCUUGCAAUGGCUUCUCAAAGCACUCCAUGCAGAACUUAAAAAUUCAAAAAACAAUAGCGUAAUUUAUGACUGCUUUCAGGGAGAAUUUGAGGUUAUGAAAGAGACAGAUGGCAAGACAGGAGAUGAUGAUGUUCUAAUGGAAAAAUCAAGAAUGCCAUUCUUGGUGCUCGGACUGGAUUUGCCACCACAACCUUUGUUUAAGGAUGUGAUGGACAAAAGUAUUAUUCCACAGGUUUCUUUGUUCGACAUACUGAAGAAAUUCGAUGGGGAUACUGCCACUGAAGUAGUCAGGCCUCAGAGGGCCUGGAUGAAAUAUCGGAUAACCAAGUUGCCAAAGUAUCUAAUCCUUCACAUGCAGCGAUUUAAGGAGAACAACUUCUUCAUUGAGAAGAACCCUACUAUAGUCAACUUCCCCUUGAAGAACUUGGAACUGAAGGACUAUAUUCCUCUGCCUAGGAAGAUAGAAAAGUCACCCUCAAAGUACGAUCUGAUAGCUAAUUUAGUCCAUGAUGGCAGACCAAAAGAGGGUUCCUACAGAGUCUUUGUCCACCGAAAGUCUGAAGAGCUAUGGUACGAGAUGCAGAAUCUGCACGUCUCAGAGACACUCCCUCAGAUGGUUGCACUCUCAGAGGCGUAUCUCCAGAUCUACGAGCAGCAUCAUUAGUAGCUCUCUUAAUUUUCCAUGUACAAUGACGUGAAAUCUGAACCCGACUUGGAGCAAAAACCAACAAGAUGAAUGUUUAAGUUGUCUUCUGAGAAUCUUCCCAGCACCAGACCUCGGAACCUUGUCCACGAACGUCACCCUCCUCAGCUUCUUGUACGGCGCGACCUGUGCUGCAAUGAAGGUCUGCACACUCGCUUCACUGAGCGAGCUGUUGGGCGCACGGACGACAUAUGCAAUAGGAACCUCGCCGGCCUUUACAUCCGGGUUUUGCUUAGUUAGGUAGCUACUUACGGGAUGACAACAGCGUCGACUAUCUCGGAGUGGGAGAGCAGCAGCCCUUCAAGUUCUGCCGGCGCCACCUAUAACGAGCCGAUUAAUUCAGUGCAACACGAGGAAAGGAGGUAGCUCAACUCGGCCAUGUUGUUCUCAACACCACCAUCUAUGAGAACGUGCACAUAGGCGUCCUCGGAUGAAUGCGGUGGCAAUGCAGAACGCCCAUCAUGCACAAUCCGAUGACUGUUCGCCCUAUUCGCCACGUUCUCUCAGAUGGCGUGUUGCGAGCACCAUAGCUUGUUUCGAGCUAUAUUUAUGCGAGGAAAGUGAAGGGUUCAAAGUACAGUUGUUUAGCUUGAUUGGCGUUACGGUACGUACCUUGCAUCAUAUUUGGUCCACGAACACAAAUCUCACCAGUUUGAUUGGGUGGCAGUGGAUUCGACGUCUCUAUGCCAAUUAUUUUGGACUCAACCCCGCCAUCGUAUCUGUUAGAGUGUGGUAUAAGAUCCAGCAUAACCUUCUCCCAACAACUUGAGUUAUUGGGAUCAACUGGUUUAUGACAUGGUAUCAGAGCUGGUUUGACCAAGUAGUCGUGUG
Molecule: messenger RNA, 4413 nt
Organism: Linum tenue
Lineage: Eukaryota; Viridiplantae; Streptophyta; Magnoliopsida; Malpighiales; Linaceae
Source: the annotation of a GenBank genome assembly